UUACUAAAUGUUGCACCAUCUAAUGAUCCCGUUUUGUGAAAUUACCUGUGAUGACUAAAGCAGCAUUUGGCAAGAUUUAAAUCUAGUACGCUACUGUUAUGUGGCUGAAUUUUGUGUUUUUGGUCCCUUUAGUAUUGUUAGACAGCAGUCACAGCAUGUCCUGGUGAAGGUAAUUAUGCUAUUUUUAGCUUAGUUAAUUAUCUGACAUCAUAUGGUUGUUGGUGGAAGUCGUGUUUUUUAGGUGGUUCUCUUUCAGAUUGUGCAGAUUUGGCCAGCUUCUAGUUUCAUCUUAGAGUCAAGUGGAUCCAUCAGACCAGAAGAGCUGAUUACUGGUAAGCAUCCUUGGCCUCUAGACUGUAACUGAUGAUGCUUAUGAAAUCAAGAUAGCCUUCAGUAUCUGCCUGCUCACAUUGUUCACCACCUGUACAGCUUAUUUCUUCAGUUACAUCAUAAACAAUAGUGCAAUAGGAGUGUCAGGACUUUGUUGUUACCACCAGAGGGAGCUAGUCUAAUAUUUAAGACAUGCAGCAUAAUGCUAUCUCCCACAGGUCCAGCAUUUAACUGCUUGUCAGCCUUGACUGAAGCAGUGAAUUCUUGUUGAUAGCUCUGACUGUGAGGGCUCACAUCUGAAUUAAUAUCAUCUUCUUAUAAAUAAUCAAGGUUUUGGAAAAAAGGGGAGCAGACAAAGAAGACGGAGAAAGCGCAUAUUUAUAUGUAUGUUGACUAGACUAAUCCUCACAUCCUUAUUUGAUUCUGUGAGAUUUUCCUGUUGCCAUCUUUAGCCUCAAAGAAAGUCUGAGUCUGAAUAAACCCCGGUCUGAGCCGACUGCUUCUCUCCUGCAGGUCGAUUCGUUCACAAAGUGGGCUAAUAUUUUUAGAAACGCCCCAUUUCAGCAGAGAUUUGACAUCGUUCUCGCUUUAUUUUGGCUUCAUAAUGCCUCAACUGUAUAUACAAGUGUUACAUUUUGGCUUAAGAAAGCUGGCAAACAGCACUGCAUGGAAGAACUUAAAACAAUAUGGCACUAGUUUGAUUUCAGGCCUUUUUCUUAAGUAUCCACCUAAAAAAAAAAAAAGGGUUAGUUUGUUUGUAUUUCACAGUUGUGUAUAUGAACAGCAUUAUUGGGGUGGUUUCACAUUAAAAUGUAUUUCUUGGCAGGUACUUUCAUUCUUCCCUUUGCUGUUUAUUCAUUCCAGAUUGCCUUCUAUCUCUUCUUGGUUGUUUAGUUAGAUGGCUUGUGUCUUCCUCUGCCUGCCGUCCUCAUACGCCCAGAGGAUUUACAGACACACAAACGCUCAGAGCCCGCGAUCACACAUCUGUUCUCUCACAAGUUAAUUCAUUGUAAACAGACAGAUUUGAGAAAGGCAGGCUUGACUUCUCAAUGGGAUGCAGGGGGGAAGUGUGUUGAAGUGAGAGAAGGGAUGCUGCGGGAUGUGUGAAUCGGCCUGGCUGCUGAGUUUAUCUGGCAUACAAUUUAAAUCAGGAUUAGGGUUGUGGAUUUUCAUUCAAGUUUAGUAAAUUACAGUCAGUUCAAUCAGCAGAAUAUUCAAGGAAUUGAUUUUCAGAUGUUAUUAUGUGCAUAAUUAAGGGGCCAAAGUGAAUUCUACAAGCACGCCAGCAGUUCCCUGAGAACUAUGGGAAAUGUAGUUGGGGAUAAUAUUUCACCUGACCCUGUGUGCGUCACUCUGUCACAUUAGACCGAGGAGAUGAUCGUGAGCAUGUUUAAUGUAUUAGCCUCUUUAUUAGUGACAAGCAGCGACGGAUGAACUACAAGAAGAAGGGACAAUGAGAUGUCAUUAAAAAUAGAAAACAGUGAAUGGCUGCCAAGGCUUGAAUAGGAUCCGAGAGAGGAAACAAUCCUCUCUUAAAAGCCUCCAAGCUUCUCUUUUACUUUCACUGUCUUUUUUUUUUCUCCACCUGUUUUGUUUCUCCUCCAAAUCCAGCUCACCUCUGCUCCCAGCAAUUAACAUUUAAUGUGUUUGUGGUUUUGUUUAAUUAUCCCCUAAAAUACCCACCUUCGGUGGACGUAACAGCUUUCAUCUCUUCUCUGAGGUGGCUAUUCUCAGAAGUCUGCAGCUGCUUUCAGAAAUGUUAGUCAAGAUAAAAACAAAUGUACUUUUUUUUUUCACUGAGAAGAUUAAAAAUGCAAUUUCUGGUGAGAGGAAACACCCACACUGCUGCUGAAUCUGCUAAAUCUUUCCAAGAUUACCAACCCCCACAAGAAAUUUCUAUUAUAUUUCUUUCCUCAUCAUUUUUGUUUACUUGACUCCCAAUCUGCAUAGAGACACAUUUGAUGGAUGGAACAGAAAAUAUGUAGGGAAGAUCUCAUUCUUUUUAUCUUAUUUUGCUAUAUUAGUGGGUAUUAUCGUGUGUGUUGUACGUCUUUUGAGUCACAAAACAGCCAUAAUAAAACAUUCUUGAGGCCUAUUGACUUCUAAUUGGAAUAUGGAGGAUUGUAGGAUUUAUUCUAGGUCUUUCUCUUACUUCUUGACAAAACAAAGCAACUGUAGGUUUUCAUUCAGCACCUCAUACAUAUACCAGUGAUUUAAAAUGUACUGAUGAAUGUGCUAGUUAAGUAAAAAUGCUGAAAACCUCCUUCUAAAUUAAUAACAUACCGAUCAAAAUACAAUAAUACAGGCUUAUAAUAUUAGCCGCAUGACCCCCCAAAUAACCCCUAAUAUUAGGUUUCAGGUUCAACAUUUAAUAUUGAUCACAUUAAUUAAUAGCAAUGGAUCGUCUUUCCCCGAUUACUACAAUUUUAAUGAGAUUGAUUUUGACAGGAUUCUUCGAACACGGAGGGGAGAUGAUUUAUCUUCCCGAUGAGAAAGUUCACUGUCUAGAGGUAUUUCCCCUCGUUGGCUAAGCCGUAUUGCUUUCUUGGGUCAAAGUGAGUUAGGUUUGGGGGUUUUGGCAUCGCGUUGUCACGAAAAACAUCUCCAGGCUUAUCCUUUUAAUCCGCUCUUAGCGGCUUUUAUCCCAGAGUCUUAACUCGCUCAUGGAUACUCCACAGGGGGUGACAGGGCAAAGGCAACCAGCCUCAUUUUUAAUAGUCAAGAUGGAAAUUAACAACAAAAAAAAACCCCUCUAGGAACGGUGUUUUGAAGCUGUGCCUCCUUUACUCUGCAACUUGGAUAAAAUAAAUAAAUUAGAGGACUUUGACAGUCUCCCUUUAGCCAGGCUCCUUUGACAAUACAGCACACAGUCCAACAGAAUACAAAAGGCUUCGUUAACCGAUGUGCAGGUAAUCCAUCUUUCCUUGCUUUGCAGACAUGCCCACAAAAGCCAUGUGCUGAUAGUACCACUGCUGGGUGUGAUGGUGCUGUCAGAUGCUCCCAAAGCCUCACCCCUCCCUCUUUCCUCUACCUCUCCCUUUCUUCCCUUACUCUCUUUCUCCCCCUCUCUCUCUCUAUACCCACACCACAGAUGAAAACAGGUCCCUACAGAGGAUGCCUGUAUCUCAUUGGCUGAUAUAUCACCGGCGCGGAUGGGAGCAGGAGUGAGGGAGAGGGAGAGUAGCGAGGAGGGGAGAACGCUCAAGAAGAUGCAACUACUCCCCCACAGCAUCCUGACACAUCACUGAGCAUCACUGAAAAGAGGUGUAGACACAUGCUGUUAUUUUUCGUCGCACAGAUUUGCGGUCCUCUUUUAAAUGGAAAGCGCAGCGCACUUGGAGGAUAACUUCCUCCACACUGCUGCCGGGAUCGGCGCUCCGACUGAAAGGUGCAGACAAGCAACAGCUGGGCUCACUGUUUUGAAGCUCUUUGGAUCUCAGAGUCAGUUGCACUUGAUCCCUUCUUCAGCUGCUCGUGACCGUGACUCUUAAUUUCUCCUUUUCGAGACUGCACCCAAACCUCUGCAUUGUUGGAGUGAGCUAUUUUAGUCCUCCCAAAGCCACGCUGUUGAUUUACUGAGAAGGCAUCGCUCGGGGAAGGGUGGCAGCAUUUACUGUAAAUGUGCAUCCCUGCGGCUGGUGCCAGAGAGUCACCCUCAAAGUCUCACGCACCUGCUGAGACUCCCUGGAAGCUACCUGCUGUGCCUUUGGGAUGGUGUGACCUCAAGCUAGCAGGUGACCUUCCUAAAUCGGGGUCAAGAUGCCGGUGAUGAAGGGCCUCCUGGCCCCACAGAACACCUUUCUAGACACCAUCGCCACACGCUUCGAUGGCACACACAGUAAUUUCCUGCUGGGUAAUGCCCAGGGUCACCGUGGGUACCCCAUUGUGUACUGCUCAGAUGGCUUCUGCGAAUUGACGGGCUUUACAAGAACUGAGGUGAUGCAGAAGAACUGCAGCUGCCGCUUCCUGUACGGUUCCGACACCAGCGAGCAAGUGGCCCAACAGAUGGAGAAGGCUCUGGAGAGCCGAGAAGAGUACCAGGCUGAGGUCCACUUUUACAAGAAGAACGGUGUGGCCUUCUGGUGUCUGUUGGACAUUGUGCCCAUAAAAAACGAGAAGGGCGAAAUGGUUCUCUUUCUCUUCUCAUUCAAAGACAUCACUGACACCUACGAAAAGGGCCGCCUCAACAGCAAGAAGGAAUUUUCAGAGGACAAGAUGCACAGGGGGAAGAGUACUUCUCACUUCAGUGAGGCCAGGAAGCGUGGACACACCAUGCUGUACCAGCUGACCAGCCAAUUCUCCAGUGGAGGCAAAGGAGAGGUCAACCUGGGUGGAAGCAUGAUGGACAAGCCUGCAAUACCGGAGUACAAGGUGGCAGCGGUGCAGAAGUCACGCUUCAUCCUGCUCCACUACAGCGUUUUGAAAGCGCUGUGGGACUGGCUCAUUCUGCUGGCUACCUUCUACGUGGCUGUCACCGUGCCCUACAAUGUCAGCUUCACGCCACACGAUGAUGCCAUCACAGCUGCACGCUCCACUAUUGUCAGUGACAUUGCAGUGGAAAUGCUUUUUAUUAUAGACAUCAUCAUGAACUUUCGCACCACCUAUGUGAGCCAGUCAGGCCAGGUGGUGUAUGAGCCACGCUCUAUUUGCAUCCACUACGCCACCACCUGGUUCUUUGUGGAUCUGGUGGCUGCCCUGCCCUUUGACCUGCUGUACGCAUUCAAUAUCACAGUGACCUCCUUAGUCCACCUGCUUAAGACAGUACGCCUCCUGCGCCUCCUUCGUCUGCUCCAGAAGCUUGACCGCUACUCCCAGUACAGCGCCAUGGUGCUAACCUUGCUGAUGUCUGUGUUUGCCCUGCUGGCUCACUGGAUGGCCUGCAUCUGGUACAUGAUUGGACGCAAAGAACUAGAGACCAAUGAUAAUUGGGACAUAGGGUGGCUCCAUGAGCUGGGCAAACGUCUGGAGACGCCCUACGUUAACAGCACAGUGGGCGGCCCAACAGUGCACAGCUCCUACAUCGCUGCCCUCUAUUUUACCCUCAGCAGCCUGACCAGUGUGGGCUUUGGCAACGUCUGUGCCAACACCGAUGCUGAGAAGAUCUUCUCCAUCUGCAUCAUGCUCAUCGGCGCACUGAUGCAUGCACUGGUCUUUGGUAAUGUUACCGCCAUCAUCCAGCGUAUGUACUCGCGCCGCUCUCUCUACCACACACGUAUGAAGGACCUGAAGGACUUUAUUCGUGUCCACCGUCUGUCCCAGCAGCUUAAACAGCGCAUGCUGGAGUACUUCCAGACCACAUGGUCUGUCAACAAUGGUAUAGAUGCCAACGAGCUCCUGCAUGACUUCCCUGAUGAGCUGCGGGCCGAUAUCGCCAUGCAUCUGAAUAAGGACAUCCUCCAGCUGCCGGUCUUUAAGGGGGCCAGCCGCGGCUGCCUGCGCUCACUCUCUCUUCAUAUAAAAACCUCAUUCUGUGUCCCGGGAGAGUAUCUCAUCCGUCAGGGUGAUGCGCUGCAUGCCAACUACUUCGUCUGCUCUGGCUCUCUAGAGGUGCUGAAGGAUGGCAUGGUGCUGGCUAUAUUAGGGAAAGGAGAUUUGAUUGGCUCCGACCUGCCUGGAACAGACCAGGUAAUCAAAACCAAUGCUGAUGUGAAGGCGCUUACCUACUGCGAUCUCCAGUACAUCAGUGUGCGUGGCCUGAAGGAGGUGCUGGAACUAUACCCCGAGUAUGGCAGCGUGUUUACCUCCGACAUCCACAACAACCUCACCUAUAACCUUCGUGAAGGCAGCCAGGACGAGGGCCUCCGAAGAUUUUCUAAGUCACCGAGGCUUCCACACCAAUCCAGGCUUCCUUCUAUUGUGGAAACCAAGACUGAUGACCCUGACGACUCCUUCCACCUGUCGCCAGCCACGCGCUCCCGCCGCAACCUCCUGCUGCCCAACUUCACCAGCCCCGUUCGCCGCACCUCCCUGGGGAACCUCCUGGGGGACGAGUUACGGCAGUUCAACGCCCUGCGACGCUGCCGUUCGCCGAACCUUAGCCGUGGCUUCCUAGGACAGAGCUCCCCUCAGCCACCUUCGAAAAAAGAGCACACGACUCCUGUCUCAGCCCCGAGCACGGCAUCAACCGCAGCUGAGGGAGAGUCAGGAGCUGAGCAAAAGCCUACAAAGCUGCUCAUUCCAACUGUCACUUGUUUUGGGCCACCGGAUCUUAGUCCCAGGGUUGUAGAUGGCAUCGAAGACAACGGGAGUACGUUCCAUUUCAACGUGGAGCACAGCGGGCCUAAUGCCAGCUCAGAGAGCAGCAGCACCCAAGACACCACACAAAAUAAUCCUGCUCUGCUCCUGGAGACGGAGGAGGUCAGGCAGAGCAUCAGUCAACUCAACCUUCAGAUGGGCACGUUAAACCAGGAAGUCUCUGAGCUCACCAAGAGCCUUCACCACAUGAUGCACAUCCUCCAGGCUCACGUAUCUUUUCAUCACUACAAUGCCUCUUUCCCCUCCCAUCCGUGUGGUGUCCAAAUGGCGUCCAACUCUCCCAGAGCCUCCAACAGCGGCAUGCCUUUUAGUCAUAGUUCAGCUUUCCACCUCCAUAACGUUCCCGGGAGCCACUAUUCCCACCAAAGUGCCCCAGCCGCUGGCCACUGGAGCUGCAGUGGAACUGCUGAAACCCCAACAGAGAGCCACCAGCGGCCUCAGUCCUGUAGUCCGCCUGCUAACCACUGUCCAACACUCUCUCCAAAAUCUUCUCCUAAAUCUGUCCCGUGUCAUAGCUCUGAGAGCAUGACUGCACAUCUGUGGACCAGCCCAUCACUUCUUAGCAUCAGCCCAGGCUUCCAUGGAGGAAGUCCAGGCCUUCCACCUCAUGCUGGACAUGAAGACAACAGACCCCUCGGUGCUAGCUCAAUUACCAUCAGUCAGUCCCAGCCCACUUUGUGCCUGCAGCCUCCCAGUGAUAAUGAUGAAUACUCUUGCCUUUUGUCCAGUGUCCCUACAGGAAUGUCCACACACAGCCUGCUGGACACAUCACCCAGUCAUUAUGCCAACCUUAAUCCUUUAAAAGCCUCAAAUGAGGCCAUGUGUGUCCUGAUGUCCACCCCGCCAUCUCACCCUCUGAUCCAGGAUACCUCAAUCUUCCAAAUUAAGGAUUCAAACUCCUCUCUCCACCCUGUCUCUUCCUCUCCACCCACAUUACCAUGCCAGCCUUUUGGGAGUUCUGUGGAUUCAGGAUCAUUACAAUCUGAUGUUAUUGAGCCCCAUCUCCCACUAGGUGACCCAUCUGCGGUGGAGCACACUAGUCUGGAAUGCCUACUGGGAAACACAGGCUCUUUGGAAAGCAGGGACAGUGGAAGUGCAUCUUCACGACGGUCCAGCAUCGGCGUUCAGACUCAGAGCACAGAGCAGUCGUGGUGCCUGGACCUCACGGAUUAAUAUUUCCACAUCUCAGCAGCAGACUGGAACAAAGCAGAACCCAACACGAAAUUUCUAACAUGCAACUUCUUCAUGCAACAGUGUUUUCUGAGACUCUGGCAGAGACUGUCGAUGUGUGCUCUGUUUCCCCACCUUUUACUUCCCAUGCUCCCUUAUUACUCAAACUCCACGCAAUUUACACUAUUUCUAUGCAAAAGCAUGUAUUUUUGUGCUUCAUUUUGGCUUUACUGAAGUGUGUCUAAAAAAGAAAAAAGCUCACGACAGUGGGUUCCAGUAUAUAUAUUGUAUAUUUUUUCCAACAUCUUCAGAACAACUUGCAGUUGAUAAUACCUGUUACCUCCUUGCAUGGUAAAGUAAUUUAUUCUUUUUCCUACGGAAAAGGUUUCCAAAUUAAUGUGUAAGCAUUCUACAUGACAACCAGUUGAUUGUGUACACAGGCGCUGUAUUUAUGUGCAGACAAGUGAGGAUGAUUUGCUGUUUUAAGAAUGCAGAGGAACAAAAAUGAAACAUGCCUCACUUUGCAUGUAGAAAGUAGAGUAUGUGCAUCACACGGCGUAGAUUGUUUAUUGUUUUUAAUUGAAUGUCUUUCUCAGUUCAGCCUUCUGGGUUGUUUUGUGAAUAUUUGGACAAUAAGUAUCUAAUAUUUAAACUCCACCAACCAGUACACAGUACUUACUUAUGAUUUCAGUUAUAAUUAUGUUAGUAUCUCCUUUUAAAGCCGUCUUAAAAUGUCAAAAUUUCCUAUUUUUCCUCACUAAAGCGUUAAAUAGAGCAAAACAAUGCAAAAGAAAAUCUUCCUCAAGCAUUUAUAAUAAACACACCAUAGCUGCUCAUAAUUUAAACAUAAAUAAAAAGAUUUAGCUUCAAAGAAAAAAAAUAAAGUGGGUCCCAUUAAAUAUUUAAACUGGUCUUAAUUUAUGAAAUAAAAAUGCCUCCGAGGGACAAAAAGAUGAACUUAUGACACUUAUAGAAUAUUCAGAGUAUUCAGGAACUUUUGAAUGAUUUCUCUCUGGCUGACAAAAUAAAUAUGCAGAAAAUGUGCAACUGUGUCCUUUGCUGUUGUAUCACACUUACCACUGUUUAUGCAAAUGAUAUUUCAGAGACAGAAAACAUGUCAGAAUAACCAGCAUACUGUGUGCUAUAUAUGACUGCUUAGUUGCAAUAAGCCAUCAGCAGUCAGGAGACCGGCAUAAGCUUUGGAAAAUUGCUUUGGAAUUAUUUAAGGAGAAAAUGCAGUUACCGGUUAUUUGUGUCAAAGCUUGAGAAAAAAGAAAAAGACAGAAACUGGAUUAUUUUUCACUGAGGCAAAGCUCUGAAUUUUCUUGGAUUUGGAUUACGAUGCUUUGCUGUUAUUUGACAGGUUAUUUGUGGUUUUCAAAUCUCAUGGUAUUGCUUACAUAUAUCAGUAUAAAGACUUUUAUAUGCCAAGAAAAGUCGUGUUUUUGCGUUUUUUCCUAAAACGUUUUCUGUUUAGUUAUUAGGUGAUUAGUACUGAUGCCUGAAAAAGACCAAAACUCACAAUUAUUAGACAUCACUGUA
Molecule: messenger RNA, 9297 nt
Organism: Haplochromis burtoni (Burton's mouthbrooder)
Lineage: Eukaryota; Metazoa; Chordata; Actinopteri; Cichliformes; Cichlidae
Product: potassium voltage-gated channel subfamily H member 4
Exons: 16
Coding region: 4090-7758 (1222 amino acids)
Biological process (GO): potassium ion transmembrane transport; regulation of membrane potential
Cellular component (GO): membrane
Molecular function (GO): voltage-gated potassium channel activity
Source: RefSeq, a predicted model, not a curated record